ACUGUCCAUUGUGUGAGUGUACCAUAAAGGAGAGAUACAAUAUCUCUACUCUAUGGAGUGUACGAGGUUUGGUGAUCGUAAACUGUUUAUUACGUCAGAAAAAGCCGUAAGACAGCGUUCUAUUCGUUCGCGGUUGUCCCCCAACAUCCAGUGAGACAAUAGAAAGCCAUCGUUCACGAAGUGAGAACCUGGAAAUACCCGACAACUACAUGUAAUGGCCAUCUUUGACUGUAGUGAGUGAAGCGAUUAGUAUUUUGGUUGAGAUACGUUGUGAAGUGUGAGGCUUCUGCAAUCAGGUUUACUUUUUUAAUCUGUAAACUCUCUAAAUUGUAAUAAAAUGAGUGCAACAGCCGCCGAUGAUACUGGUGGAAACCCUAUUUAUGGACCCUUUUUCGGAGUUAUGGGAGUCGCUUCGUCAAUUGUAUUCACCGCGCUAGGAGCAGCGUAUGGAACCGCUAAGUCUGGCACUGGCAUCGCAGCUAUGGCUGUGAUGCGGCCGGAACUUAUUAUGAAAUCCCUCAUUCCUGUAAUCAUGGCGGGUAUUGUUGCCAUUUAUGGUUUGGUCAUAUCUGUAUUGUUAGCGGGCGCUCUUAAAGAACCAUCUGACUAUCCUUUGUAUAAGGGCUUCUAUCAUCUUGGUGCGGGGCUGUCGGUGGGUUUUAGUGGAUUAGCAUCUGGAUUUGCUAUAGGUAUUGUUGGCGACGCUGGUGUUCGAGGGACUGCUCAGCAGCCACGCAUGUUUGUAGGAAUGAUUUUGAUCCUCAUUUUUGCUGAAGUGUUAGGCCUUUAUGGUCUCAUCGUUUCAAUUUUCUUGUAUACUAAGUAACCAAUCAAAUCCUUAACAUUCAAAAGACAUGCAUGCGCUUCUAUUAUCCAUGAGUUUUAGUUAUGUUAUUGCGGAAAGUGAAUACGAAAAAAACUAUUUCUCGCUCGUAACUGACUUUCAUAAGAAAAUAACCUCAUUUGUAAAUUAAUUACAGCUUUGUAAAAUUGGCAUUUCGUUUGAACACAUUUGCAGCAUAACGUUGAAGAAAU
Messenger RNA from Gryllus bimaculatus (two-spotted cricket), 1035 nucleotides. The record is from the annotation of a GenBank genome assembly. Lineage: Eukaryota; Metazoa; Arthropoda; Insecta; Orthoptera; Gryllidae.